Cucumis sativus (cucumber) is the source of this 2134-nucleotide messenger RNA. RefSeq names its product formin-like protein 20. The transcript has 2 exons. NCBI's taxonomy places the organism in Eukaryota, Viridiplantae, Streptophyta, Magnoliopsida, Cucurbitales, Cucurbitaceae. The record is from RefSeq and is a predicted model, not a curated record. Bases 46 to 1950 code for a protein of 634 amino acids.
UAUCUCAAAACUUGAUUAUUCUUCUGUUUUUUUCAAAAGUAAACGAUGUCUUAUUUUAGUACAUUUGGGGUUCAUGGGUGGUGGGUAGUGGUUAUGGUGAUGUUGGUGGUGAUGGUAGAAGCGACACCACCAGGGAUCGCUAAUAAUCCAAGCCAUGCGACGUGCAAGAUUAAAAAGUAUAAACAUUGUUAUAAUUUGGUGCAUGUUUGUCCAAAGUUCUGUCCUAAUCAAUGUUACGUAGAAUGUGCCUCUUGUAAGCCUAUUUGUGGUAGUGGUGGUGAUGAUGCUAAUCCUCCACCGGAGGAUACUCCCACUCCACCAUCCCAAACUUAUUAUUCUCCUCCACCUCCGGUGGCUGUAACCCCGAGCCCUCCUGCUUUAAAUCCUAGUCCCCCACACUCUCCCCCAUUACCUUCACCGACACCAACACCGGUCACUCCUUCUCCUUCUCCUCCUCCACCGGUAACUCCUUCUCCUUCUCCUCCUCCACCGGUAACUCCUUCUCCUUCUCCUCCUCCACCAGUAACUCCCUCUCCUUCUCCUCCUCCACCUGUAACUCCUUCUCCUUCUCCUCCUCCACCGGUAACUUCUUCUCCUUCUCCUUCUCCACCGGUAACUCCUUCUCCCUCUCCUCCUCCACCGGUAACUCCUUCUCCUUCUCCUCCUCCAUACUCUGAAACUCCAAGCACCCCUCCGACUACUUCGACGCCUCCUCCUGUUACUUCAACACCACCUCCUGCAAAUCCCAAUCCUCCGAAAUCUCCACCGACAAACCAACCUUCAUCACCACCGCCUCCAACGCAUACCAACCCUCCAUCAAACCCCACCCCUCCCACUGUAUCACCGCCUCCUCCAGUUACUUCAACACCACCUUCUGAAAAUCCUAAUCCUCCGGCAUCGCCUCCGACAAACCACCCUCCAUCAACACCUCCAGAAAAUCCCACCCCUCCUGAAAAUUCCAACCCUCCAUCAACACCUCCAACAAACCCCAACACUCCGUCGACACCACCAUCUGAAACUCCCAACUCCCCACCUAUUAACACUCCUUCGCCGGCUCCUCAAACACCAUCUCCUCCAGCUUCAACUCCACCAUCUUCAUCGGCUGGUGCAACAAAGAGAGUUAGAUGCAAAAAUGCAAAAUAUCCUCAAUGUUACAACAUGAUUCACAAUUGUCCUAGCGCUUGCCCUAAUGGAUGUCAAGUUGAUUGUGUUACUUGCAAACCUGUCUGCCAUUGUGACAGACCAGGAGCUGUAUGCCAAGACCCACGUUUUGUCGGCGGCGACGGUAUAACCUUCUACUUCCACGGCAAAAAGGACAAAGAUUUCUGUCUCGUUUCCGACCCCAACCUCCACAUCAACGCCCAUUUCAUUGGAAAACGAAACCCUUCCUUGAAACGAGACUUCACUUGGAUAGAAUCCCUAGCUAUCCUCUUCAACAACCACCGUCUUUUGAUCGCCGCCCAAAAGACUGAUGUUUGGGACGAUUCCAUCGACCGCCUCAAUAUUGUCCUCGACGACCACCCAAUGGCCCUCCCAAUAUCGGAAGGCAGCCAAGUACAACACCCAACCGAAAACCCCACUGUCAUCAUCGUUCGACUAGCGGCAACAAACCACGUGAUGGUGGAAGCCAAAGGACUGUUUAGAAUCACAGCCAAGGUGGUGCCAAUAACAAAAGAGGAUUCAAGGAUUCAUAACUAUGGAAUAGAGGAAGGGGAUUCGUUUGCACAUUUGGAUGUAGGGUUUAAGUUUUUUGAGUUGAGUGAGGACGUGAAUGGGGUUUUGGGGCAGACUUAUGGAGCUGGGUAUGUGAGUAGUAUCAAUGUGAAGGCAGCUAUGGCAGUCAUGGGGAGAGGGAAGGAGUUCGAAACUUCUAGCUUGUUUGCGGCAGAUUGCGCUGUCUCUAGAUUUGGCGGCGACGGCAUUGUUGGCGGUAGAGAUGAGACUAUAUGAAGUUUUGGGUUUUGAAGACAUAAACAUUGGGAAUUAUAUUGAACAAAGGAAUUUUAUAUGAUUUGUAAGAAUAAUAAAAAUGCAUUGGAAGGAAACUUGUUUAAAGAUCUCCGAUGGAAAUAUCAUUCUAAUUACUACUAUAAGUAAUACAUAAUAAUACUAUAUAACUUUUUCUUUCCUUAAA